AUGACAAAAUGCGCUUUACUCGAGACGGACCACGGCUCUGAUCACUGCGCCAUUGAGUCCGUGUUCGACGCCCAGUGGUCGAGCCCAAAGCACCAUGAGCGUCUUUUACUGAAGAAUGCACCAUGGAAGGAGAUUAACGCCCGAAUUCAGAAGGCUCUAGUCUCCCUUCCGUCGGAGGGCACGGUGCAGCAGAAAACCGACCGACUCAUGUCAGCGGUUUCCGAAGCGGUGCACGCUUUGACCCCGAGGGCGAAACCAUCACCACAUGCGAAGCGAUGGUGGACAGGUGACCUCACUCAACUCCGUCAUAUAUACACGUACUGGAGAAACCUUGCUCGCUCCGAGCGACGGGCCCGGCGAAAAGUGCCCCGGCUCGAAAAGAUGGCGCAGGACGCGGCCCAACAAUACCACGAUGCCAUUCGCAAACAAAAGAAGAAGCACUGGAACGAGUUUCUCGCAGACAAUGACAACAUCUGGAAAGCCGCCAAGUACCUCAAGUCGGGAGACGAUGCCGCGUUCGGGAAGAUUCCGCAGCUCCUCAGAGCCGAUGGAACUACUACGAACGAUCACAAGGAGCAAGCGGAGAGCUGA
Penicillium digitatum Pd1 is the source of this 591-nucleotide messenger RNA. The record is from RefSeq and is a predicted model, not a curated record. Lineage: Eukaryota; Fungi; Ascomycota; Eurotiomycetes; Eurotiales; Aspergillaceae.